Anastrepha ludens (Mexican fruit fly) is the source of this 5347-nucleotide messenger RNA. RefSeq names its product titin. Gene Ontology annotation, molecular function: chitin binding. Lineage: Eukaryota; Metazoa; Arthropoda; Insecta; Diptera; Tephritidae. The record is from RefSeq and is a predicted model, not a curated record. Gene Ontology annotation, cellular component: extracellular region. The coding region runs from base 344 to 3796 and encodes 1150 amino acids. The transcript is spliced from 3 exons.
GGUGCCUCACAGUGGAAACGAGCGCGAGCUUUGGUCUGAAGCACCUUUAAUAGAAAUUUUAAACAUCAAACAGACAAACAAAUUAAUUACAUAGCCCAGCCAGCAAUAAUAGUAUGAGUAGCGGAAAUUCAGGCAGAACGAAAUCACCAUAAAGGAUUAAUGUGAAUUUUCAGACAGCACAACAAAACUUUUGGAUUAUAACGAACUAGUUAAAACCAAAAAAAUAAAAUAAAAAUUAGAGUAGUACGAAAAAUUAAAAGUGUGAAAAGUGUCGACAAUCAGUUUUCAAGGAAGAAAUUUCAAAAUUUUGUGGUAAUUAUUUGGUGAGAAAAACGGUUGGCGCAUGCGCGUGGGAAUAAUGUGGAAACUCACAUUGCUGUUAGUGUGCCUCAGUGGCUGCUGUUUGGCCGGACCACUUCAUGGAGUCAAGCGAAAUGUGCCUAUUGUGCUGCAGGAGGAAGAAGUUGAAGCGGAACGUCCGGCACCUGAGCCACUUGCACCCGAGUACCCCGAAAUGCCAUCGACACUGACCUUGCCCAGCAAUGCUACAUCGAUACGUACAGACAUUACUGACAACUUUUCCUGCGAUGACAAAGUAUAUGGUUAUUACGCGGACGUGGAGAAUGACUGCCAGAUAUUCCACGUCUGUUUGCCGGUAACGUACGCGGAUGGCAAAGAGAACACAUUCCGUUGGAGUUUCAUCUGCCCCGAAGAGACGGUGUUCAGUCAGGAUUCAUUUACCUGCAUGCGUCGUGAGGAUAUGGCCAUAACAUGUGAAGAUUCUGUUAACUAUUACGAACUAAACCGAAAUUUUGGCAAUACCGAAGAGCAGAGUGCCAACUCCAAUAAUAUGCCAGAUACUGAAGAGCAAGCGGAAGCACAACAGGCCGAACCAGCUAAACCCACCCAGCAAGAAGUCCAACAAGCUGCUGCACCUCAAGAAGAGCCACAAACAGCUGCAGCUCCUGCUCUAGCAGCAAAGCCUAUGAAAGUGAAGCCUGCGCAGGUGCAGAAACCUAACCGUAGAAAGCCACAACCAAAGCCACAACAAUACCAAACAAUUCAUCCUACAAAUAAACUGCCGUCAAUUAUGCCCCUUCGCAAGAUGCCUAAUGUUGGUCCGAUUGCACCAGUUAAUAUACCAGCUGAAGUAGUAUCCGUCCAUGAAAUUAAAGAUGAGGUAAAAUCAGUACCACCCCGGUAUAAGAAGCGUCCCGCUGUGACGUAUAGCACUGAGAAGGAAGUUGUAGAAGUGCCCGCACCGCCAUUCAAGGUUGAGGUGGUGCACACCUUAAGCAAUCCCGAAUCGCUUAAGCGCAAACGCCCCACAUUUGCACACAAAAAUAAUGUGGUUGUCAACAAAGUGCCUGAGGACGUGGCUGUCAUCGAGUCGGUACCCGUAACUGCGUCGGUAGAACCUGUUGUUCCAGCUGUAAAAUUGGAGUCUAACUUGGGCUCCGCUCCGCUGCCUGUGACAAUCAAUAAACCUGUAGCGCAGACAGCCGAAGAACUACCAGUCAUUGUGGAACCAGCUCAAGAUCCAGUAGAUGCAGAACCACAAGCUUCCGAAAUUGAGGAGCAUAUCGUUGAACCAGAAAAUGCAUUGAAGGCAAUUGUUGAACCACAAAUUGUAAACCGAGACGAUACAAGUAAUGCAAAAGAUGAUAUCGCUGCACCAAUUGCGGUAGCGGUACCAGUCGUAGUGGAAGAGGCUGAAAAUGUUGCGCCAAUUCUGGACGAAACAGUUAAGAAUGACGAACUCGCUGCUGAAGAAAUUUCAAAAGUUGAAGAACCUGUAGCAGAAGAAGUAACAAAAAUUGAGGAGCCAGUGGAGGCAGAGAAAGCGCACAUUGUGGAGACACAAAAAGAAGAACAAUCCGCCAAGCCAAUUGAGGUAGUUGAAGAGGUUCCAGCCUUAAGCUCAGAACCUCUGGAAAGUGCACCAGAAGAGGAAAAGCUUCGAGAAAUUAUCAAGCCACAAAUCAGUAUCGAGACGCCAGCACAACCCGAAGAGCAAUCUUUGCUCGGGGAGCCUGCGGAAAUUGUUGACCAACUAGGCUAUGCAUCGGAGCCUGUUGCUUUGGAUGCCGCACCUGAGGUGAUUGCUCCCAUUGAAAAUAAUGAUGAAUUAUUGCCUGCUUUACCAUCACUAGAAGAGAUGGAGGCACAAAAGCCCGUUGAUGCCAUCGAAACUAUGCCGGCUACACAAGAAAUGGAACAGCAAGACCCUAUUGUGCAACAAGCAUUCGAGGAAAAAGAUAAUCAUUUGCAGACGGUGGGUGGUUUCAAACCUGUAGAUCCCGAGUUGGCCGCAGAAGCUGAAGCUCUUAUCUCAGACUUCAUCAACACACUUAAGAGUGAUCAUCCUAAUAUCAAACCUAGUCUGCCAGUACCGAUAGAAGAAGAAGCACCCGCAACUUCUGCCGAAAGCGAAGAUGUCAAAGUUGAGACUGAGGAAUUGCAACAGACUGAUGAGAAAAAUGAAGAAUCACAAUCUAAUCACGAAGAAACACAAGUUGCUGUCGAAGCUGAUACAAGUUCCCUGCAAACCAUAGCUGCCGAGCAACCUGUAGCAGUUGAACCAGAAAAUGAGCCAGUUGUGUCAGAAAAUGAGCCAAUUGUGACCGAAAAUGAGCCAGCUGUGUCAGAAAAUAAGCCAGUUGUGUCAGAAAAUGAGCCAAUUGUGUCAGAAAAUGAACCCAUUGUGUCUGAAAAUUACCCAAUUGUGGCAGAAAAUGAGCCAGUUGUAGAACAAGAAGUAAACAUUUCGCCAUUGCUUAAGUUCCCAAUAUCCAAUAGUUUCCCUUCCGAUAUGUAUCAUAUUCCAGUAACGGUUAUUCAGACGCCAUACGAAGAAGUACAAAAUAUUAAAUCCGCUGAAAUAACAGCGGUCGAAGAAGAAGCGCCAGCUCAAGAAGAAAAACAGGAGGAAACGAAAUUCCUUCCAGAAGAGGCUGCGUUAGCACAAAGUGAAAUUACAGAGGAGCAAAAGGUGGAGGAUGCCUCCACAGCGGAAGCCCAAUCUGAACCUAUUGCACAGGUUGCAGAAACAGAAGCUGGGGAAAACCAGCCAGAAGCUGCACAUCCCGACCUUUCAGAGGCUGUGGAAAGUCAGCCUGAAAUUGAGCAGCCCGCAGCUCCUAUGGCCUUCAGACCUAUCAGUAUCGAUGACAUUGUUGAACUUGUAAAGGAACGUUUGGAUCAAAUACCAGCCAAUGAGAAAGGAGCACCCAUGGAAUUGGUUAUGGAACCAGACAAUGCUGACAAGCCCAUCGAGUUGAAAUUUAGUUUGCAAAAAGGGUCUGCGCCGCAAGAAGAAUCAGCUGACCAAACACCUGCCGAGGAUAUCAUUUUUCCCAUUUAUCAUAGAGUGUCCGAGCCUGAGAGCAGCAAUAUCCAAGCGCAAGAAACCAUAGCUGUAGACGAGUCAAACGCCAUAGUGACAAACCUUAAAACGUUACCGCUUCAAGCGGAAACCGUGCAGACUGCAGUCGCCCCGGUAGUUGAGUCCGUCGACAAGGCUGUGCAGACGGAUGUCGAAGAACUUGAUGCGAAUGUAGCCAAGACAGCAGGAAACCCUGAGACUGAGACAAAAUCCGCACCUGUGACUGAUAUCCAAGAACCUGAAAGUUCAGCCACCGUUGAGAUUGCGGAGUCCGAUGUGCCAGCUAAAACUGAAACAAGCGAAGCUGAAGACAGUGCCAAAUCUAAUCGCGCGUUGAGAUCGCGCAGUUUGACAAAAGCUAAGUUAGAUCCACGCAAACGUCGUUUCCUCUUCAGAUCGGAUGCCAGUUAGAGCUUUCAAGCACUCCAAUAUAUGCCCAAUGAGCACGCCCUGCACGCCACAGGGUGCACAUGCGCAUUCGCAUGCAACCCGCCCACGAAAUUCCUACAACCUAGGUUGCUAAUUUUUCACUACAUACUUACUUUCACUUGCAUUUACAUGCGUACUACAUUGUUUGGGACUGAUCGCGCAAGCGUCAAACUUUGAAUAUGGGUUGAAUAUGGGUCAACUAUUUUCGAUUCCAACCAAGCAAAAAUGUGUCUUCUAAAACUUUCUUUUCUUAUUUAAGUUAAACUAAUUUAUGAUUUUAGGUCUAUGUUUUUUAUAUGAAAAACUAUAAAAAAUUAAAAAAAUGCAAAAUUUUAGAAAAGUGCGUGAAAUUCACACAGUUUCGUUUGCCGAAGCCAUAUGAAAAAAAUAUGUAUUUAUUUUGUUGUUAUUCGCUGUAAUUUUUUUUGUUCAAUACUUUAAACGAAGAUAAAGGAAAAGAGGAGUGUGAUUUUUAUAUUUUCUUAGUACACAAUAUUUCAGAUGCUCCUUAAUUUAAGUUGAACAAAAACAACAAUUGAAUAAAAUAUAAAAAUAAUAAAAAGAAAAUAUUUAUAAAGAUUUUUUAAAUUAUUAUAACAGUUAAUGUUACAGUAUAGCGAAAAGUGUGUAGACUGAUGAUAAACAUUACUUGAAGUUCAGCAAAAUACACGAGACAUUUACGCAAUCGAAUAAUUCUAUUUACAUAUAUGUACAUAAUAGAAUAUAUUUUUCUCGCCUAUGUUUACAUAGGUACAUUCGAGAUUUUGAACAAACUGUUUAAGUCUUGCGCUAGCAAGGAAAUAUGUUUAUAUUCUAGAAAUUAUCCAAUUUUAGCCGGAAACCUCAACGACCACUGCCUGCUUGUUCGCAACAGUCGUGCCUAAGAAUGAGUGCUUUGAUUGUAUGGAUUUGCAUUCAUCUUUUGGACGAUUGUUGUUGAUGAUUAUUAACUGCUGAAAUUAAAAUUGUUGGGCUAUUUUGUUUUCUGAACGCUAUGUACCCCUCAUUCUAUUAAGUUGUGAACGAAUGUUUUUAAAGAUUUUACGACAAAGCUUUUAGUUAAAAAAUGUAUGAAAUUAGCAUUUUUAGCAUUACUUUUAAUUAUUUGCUGCGAUAAUUUUAUAAAACCGAAUCCAUAUUAUAGUAAGGCCAAUAAAUCGAAAAAUGUACUUCUACUAUCGUAUAAAUACUAAUAUGUAAUACAUACACACAAGGGUGAAAUUUUGAACUGAAAUUAUUCUAUCUUUUAUUUAGAUAGUGAUAAAAUAUUUCAAUUGUUCUCUUAAUACUUUAUUGAUCUCGAUUAAGAGAAAUAUUUAUUUUAAUAUUUCAAAAUAUUAAAAACGUAUUUAGAAGCAAACCAAAAUUCACGUUAUUCGACUCCAACGACUCCGAUGACUAUCCGAAACACGCCACUGGUAAUAAUAAUUAUUAAUAUAUUGUAUUUAAGUGAUGAAAAUUCCAAUCACAAUUAGAUGAUAAAUACUUUGUGAAUCACUCAACAAAAAAUUCAUUAGUUGAAUAAAAAUUACA